AUGCCCGCCAAGACUGCUUCUGCCGCUGCCCCCAAGAAGGCCGCCGCUAAGAAGUCUGCCGCCACCAAGACUGUUGCCAAGAAGGGCACGCAGCCCGCUGUGAAGGCGACAAAGGUGGUGAAGGUCACCAAGCGCAAGGCGUACACCCGCCCGCAGUUCCGUCGCCCACACACGUACCGCAAGCCGGCAACUGUUAAGCCAUGCGCCAAUGUGAGCGCCGUGCAGAACAAGUACGAUGCGUUCCGCGUGAUUCGCUACCCACUGACGACCGACAAGGCCAUGAAGAAGAUUGAGGAGAACAACACACUGACCUUCAUCGUCGACUCACACGCAAACAAGACGGAGAUCAAGAAGGCUAUUCGCAAGCUCUACCAGGUGAAGGCCGUGAAGGUGAACACACUGAUUCGCCCUGAUGGUCUUAAGAAGGCGUACAUUCGUCUCUCUGCCUCCAACGACGCUCUCGAGACAGCCAACAAGAUGGGUCUGCUAUAA
Messenger RNA from Trypanosoma theileri, 492 nucleotides. RefSeq names its product putative 60S ribosomal protein L23a. The coding region runs from base 1 to 492 and encodes 163 amino acids. Gene Ontology annotation, cellular component: cytosolic large ribosomal subunit; ribosome. The record is from RefSeq and is a predicted model, not a curated record. The transcript has a single exon. Gene Ontology annotation, biological process: translation; ribosomal large subunit assembly. Gene Ontology annotation, molecular function: rRNA binding; structural constituent of ribosome. NCBI's taxonomy places the organism in Eukaryota, Euglenozoa, Kinetoplastea, Trypanosomatida, Trypanosomatidae.